AUGUCGAAUCCUCCCAGAGUUCGACACAUCUCAGAAUGCUUUAUCAAACCAGAAUAUGCAUCGGAAGAGUCAAAGCAACCCUUCUACCUGACGCCAUGGGAUCUUAUCAUGCUCUCUGCGCACUACAUCCAAAAGGGCCUUUUUUACAACAAGCCUCCCGCAUCAGAUGACCAAGAUCAGGCCUUCGUCAAGACUCUCUUGGACCGGUUGAAGAGCUCCCUCGCCCUCGCCCUUGUCCAUUUCUAUCCACUUUCCAGCCGCCUUGUGACACAAAAGAAUGAAAACCCACCUUCCUGCUUGGUUUUCGUCGACUGCAAUAACAGUCAUGGAGCUAAAUUUAUCCACGCAGCACUAGACAUGGAAAUAGCGGACAUCCUUUCACCGAUUGAUGUCCCAUCUGUUGUUCAGUUGUUAUUUGAUCAUGACAGAGCGAUCAAUCAUGAUGGGCAUACAAUGGCUCUGCUUUCCAUUCAAAUGACAGAGCUCAAAGAUGGCAUUUUUAUAGGCUGUUCCAUUAACCAUUUAAUUGCAGAUGGAACAUCUUAUUGGCAUUUCUUUAACUCCUGGUCUGAGAUUGCGGGUUCUUACUUAAUAUAG
Molecule: messenger RNA, 597 nt
Organism: Juglans regia (Persian walnut)
Lineage: Eukaryota; Viridiplantae; Streptophyta; Magnoliopsida; Fagales; Juglandaceae
Exons: 1
Coding region: 1-597 (198 amino acids)
Source: RefSeq, a predicted model, not a curated record